CCAGCGCCGCUUCUCACCCAGCGCGAUGGGCAAGAAGGGCAAGAAGGAGAAGGGCCGCGGUGCGGAGAAGACGGCCGCCAAGAUGGAGAAGAAGGUGUCCAAGCGCUCGCGGAAAGAGGAGGAAGACCUGGAAGCCCUCAUUGCCCAUUUCCAGACGCUUGAUGCCAGAAAGACUCAGGUCGUGGAAACCCCAUGCCUCCCACCUUCACCAAGGUUAAAUGCCUCCCUCUCCGCUCAUCCUGAGAAAGAUGAACUAAUCCUUUUCGGAGGUGAAUAUUUCAAUGGCCAAAAAACUUUUUUGUACAAUGAGCUGUAUAUCUACCAUAUCAGAAAGGACGCCUGGACUAAAGUCGACAUCCCUAGCCCCCCUCCAAGGCGCUGUGCUCACCAGGCUGUGGUGGUGCCUCAAGGAGGUGGACAGCUGUGGGUCUUCGGAGGGGAGUUUGCUUCUCCUGAUGGAGAGCAGUUCUACCACUACAAGGACCUGUGGGUCCUGCAUUUGGCCACCAGGACCUGGGAGCAAGUCAAAUCAACAGGGGGUCCUUCAGGUCGGAGUGGACAUCGCAUGGUAGCCUGGAAGAGACAGUUAAUCCUUUUUGGUGGCUUCCAUGAGAGUAAAAGGGAUUACAUCUAUUACAAUGAUGUGUAUGUCUUUAACCUGGACACAUUGACAUGGAGCAAGCUGUCCCCGUCAGGGACUGGGCCCACACCCAGGUCGGGCUGCCAAAUGUCCGUCACUCUACAGGGCAGCAUCGUCAUCUAUGGGGGCUACUCGAAACAGAGAGUCAAGAAAGAUGUGGACAAAGGCACCCAGCACUCAGAUAUGUUCCUGCUGAAGCCUGAGGACGGGCAAAAAGGUAAGUGGGCAUGGACUCGGACUAACCCUUCUGGAGUCAAGCCCACUCCAAGGUCUGGCUUUUCCGUGGCUGUGGCCCCAAAUCAUCAGAUGCUUCUCUUUGGGGGUGUCUGUGACGAGGAGGAGGAAGAGAGACUGGAGGGUGACUUCUUCAAUGACCUGUAUUUCUAUGAUGCCACCAGGAACCGCUGGUUUGCAGGACAGCUAAAGGGACCCAAGUCAGAGAAGAAGAAGCGGCGGCGGGACAGGAAGGAGGAGCCCAAAGGCUCCAGCAUGCAGGCGAAAGGGGGAGCUAGUACCCCGGAGCCCCUGGAGGUGGUUAAAGAGGUGGUGGCCGAAGACGGGACCGUGGUCACCAUCAAGCAAGUGCUUGCGGCCCCAUAUCCAGUGGGACAGCCCCAGACUGAAGAUGAAGACAGUCCUGAGGACGCCAGUGGCCCUGUGGUCAAGCCAUGCCCUCGCUCCAAUGCCAUGGUGGCCGUGAAGCACGGGGUGCUCUACGUCUAUGGGGGCAUGUUUGAGACUGGGGACUGCCAGGUCACCCUCAGUGACUUGUACUGCCUUGACCUCCACAAGAUGGAAGAGUGGAAGGUUCUGCUGGAGAUGGACCCACAAACCCAGGAGUGGCUGGAGGAGACGGACUCAGAAGAGGACAGCGACUCGGAAGAGGACAGCGACCCAGUCGAGGGAGCUGAGGGUGGAGAGGACAACGAGGACAGCGGCGGGGAGGACGGAGGUGAGGGUGAGCGGCACCAGCACCCGGUGGUGGCGCCUGGGGAGCAGUACGUGGACUAUCUGCCCAGGACCGAGUAGUACUAGGUGAGGCUUGCCCAGCGCAGCGUGGGGCCCGACGUGUCAGAGAAGAAGGUGCUGAAAGCAGCCCAGGUCAUGGCAAAAUCCUUCUUUGAUGCUUCCUUUUAAGGCACUGCUGCGAGCCAUAAGUAAAUUGUGUGGUUGAAUACCCUCAGCUUCACUGUGUUAUUUAAAAUAAAUUGGACUUGAAACAAGACCACCGCAAAGGUUAUCUUCUGUACAUCCAGAGUGCGCCAGCAUCUGCUGAAGCCUUUGCCUUCGUCUCUGUGGGGUCUCUGCACGAGGGCAGGGCACGGAGCAGCUCUGGUCUGUGCCAGGGUGGGCUUAGGGUGAGACCAUCCUGAACAGGAAGGGUGUUUCUAUUCUAACAACACUGAAGUGUGUUGUGCUUCGUGGGGCUUUUUCCUUCUACAAGACAAGGAGAAGAACGUUCUGAUUAACUGUACAUUUUCAAACCACGGGUUGUCUCUGAUGUCUAAAAACAAUCAGAAGCUGUCCAUGGCCUGCUUGUCCACACGCUCUUGGCCAUCUUCACGUGGAGGCCCCGUUGGCUAUGCUAGCUGCCCUUGCUCUGCUGCUCAGCUCCAUCCGUGGCUCUCACAGCAAGAUGUUCUUGGUACGGCCGCCCUCCUUGGACUCGCCUACUCCAGCUGAGCCUUUCUGGGGAGACGGUGGUGGAACCAUCCCUGCUUCUUUCCCCUUUGGGCUUAAGUCUAUUGUUUGCAAAACGGCAGAGGACAGGAGGGUGAAGGGCAAGGACCCCACUGUCCCCACACAGUGUUAUUGUCCAGCGCCACCUGGCUCUGGAGCAGAAGCGGGACCCAUCUUCGUGGAUGUCUGGAUGCAGACCACCCCAGGAGCUGCCUGGAAGGGCGGGACUCGGAAUUGAGAAGAAACACAUUGAGUGAUUACCCUGAAAAGCAAAUAUUGAAGUUUAAGGAAAUUAAAAUAGGUUUUAAAAAGC
Galeopterus variegatus (Sunda flying lemur) is the source of this 2633-nucleotide messenger RNA. RefSeq names its product kelch domain containing 4 (gene KLHDC4). The transcript has 12 exons. Gene Ontology annotation, molecular function: protein binding. The record is from RefSeq and is a predicted model, not a curated record. NCBI's taxonomy places the organism in Eukaryota, Metazoa, Chordata, Mammalia, Dermoptera, Cynocephalidae.